Harpegnathos saltator (Jerdon's jumping ant) is the source of this 5617-nucleotide messenger RNA. RefSeq names its product kinesin-like protein KIF20B. Lineage: Eukaryota; Metazoa; Arthropoda; Insecta; Hymenoptera; Formicidae. The coding region runs from base 152 to 4681 and encodes 1509 amino acids. Gene Ontology annotation, biological process: spindle elongation; mitotic spindle assembly; microtubule-based movement. The record is from RefSeq and is a predicted model, not a curated record. Gene Ontology annotation, cellular component: mitotic spindle; nucleus; spindle microtubule. Gene Ontology annotation, molecular function: plus-end-directed microtubule motor activity; ATP binding; microtubule binding. The transcript is spliced from 4 exons.
ACCAAUCCAGCGAAAAGACCUUGUCAAGCGAGAUUUGAGAAGUGACCGUUUGCUAUUUACGGUGCAUGGAGUAAAGAAAUGUUGGGCUUGUGUAUUUUGUAUCAUUUCGUGUUCGCAUUUGAGACAGGUGUUCGUCAAAUAACUCAAUAAGAUGGAAAGUACAUUGGACUCGAUCCGUCCGUCAGGAAAUCCACAGGAAGAAAUGUCAUAUCUAUUUGGUAGAGAUCCAAGCAUUUUGGCAUACAGCCAAAGGCCAUUUCCUUCAAAGGACACCAAGAAGAAUUUACUUUCGCUGUAUGAAACAGAAGAGGACAAUCCUAAAGAAAAUACACAUGAACAUUCUGAAUCCUUACAAACUGUUAGAGUAUAUCUUCGACUUAAACCAUUUCCAAAAAAGUUGAAACUAACAGACGAACAACAAGAUGCAUACAAAAUAAUGAAUUCUACCACAUUGGUUACUAAACUACCAAUGUUGGACAAUACAAUAAGUUCUAUUAAGCAAUCAAAAAAUAAUGAGAUUAUAAGUAGGAAAUAUAUAUUUUCUCAAACAUUUGGACCAGAAACAACUCAAUUGGAAUUAUUUGAGCAAACAGUACAACAGCAAAUGGUUGAUUUUCUAGCUGGUCAUAGUUGUACUAUCAUGACAUAUGGUACCACAAAUUCAGGAAAAUCAUACACUUUACAAGGAACCACUACUUCACCUGGCCUUAUACCACGUGCAUUGGAGUUUGUAUUUUCCAAUAUUACUACAAGACCAAAUCCAUCUUAUAAACCUUUGCAUUAUUGCAACGUAAUCAGUCUUAAUGCUCUUGAACGUGCGCAAGAACUCGAAGCAAAAACCAAGUUGCUGACGUUCAGUUCUGUGGAUAAACAUCAGUAUACAAAUGCUUACAAACAGAUGCAAAAAUUAUUGCAAGAAGAGUCAGUUCGGCCCAGUCAAUGCCAUGAUGCUCAUUAUUCAAUUUGGGUUUCAUUCGCUGAAAUUUAUAACGAAAUUGUAUAUGAUUUAUUAUCAAACGAAUGUCAAAAGAAGAGGGUACCAUUGAAACUAGGAACAGAUUCCAAUGGUAGAGCAUUUAUCAAAGGACUGAAAACUAUCUAUGUUAAUUCAGCUGCAGAAGCUUAUCAGGUUUUGAUGGCAGGACAGUAUAAUUUAAAAAUAGCAGCGACUGCGUUAAAUGCAAAAAGCUCAAGAUCCCAUUGUAUAUUCACGAUUUCAUUAUUGAAGUAUCAUAUGGAAAAUUCACCAGAUAGAGUUGAAGUGAGCACGUUUUCCUUUUGCGAUCUUGCGGGCUCGGAACGCUUGAAAAAGACGUUGAACAUCGGAGAUAGAUUGAAGGAAGCACAAAACAUUAAUACCAGUCUGCUAGUAUUGGGCAGGUGCUUAAAAUCUAUUCACGAAGGACAAUUAAUAAGAGCGAAAACCGACGCUAUCGGGCCUUUCAGAGAGUCCAAAUUGACGAGAUUGUUUCAACGAGCGUUAUCUGGAAAGGAACAUUUAGCUUUGAUAGUCAAUGUCAAUCCUCUUCCAAAUCUCUAUGUAGAGACUCAGAACGUCCUGAAUUUUGCUGCUAUCGCCAAAAAGAUCAUUAUAGAAGAGAAGAAGCAAGUGCAGGCAAAGUUGAGAUCGAGGUUCUCGCGGAUAGUUACACAGAGUAUGGAGGCAGCAACUGAUUGGGAUGCUACGGAAUUGGAAACGGAUGUGGAGUGGCAACAAGCAGAUACUAUGGAGAAUAUUUCAGAAUAUGUCAGAUCGGAAGAAUACAUGGAUCUUAUGAGUGAAAAUGAGAGAUUAAAGAAAGAAAUUACUAUUUUAAAAGAUUCGGCAUUAAGCAGAGACAUCCAGAGUCGGCAAGAAAUGUCUGAAAAAUAUAUCGUGAUGAUGAACGAGCUCGAAGUCCAUUGGAAACAACGUAUAAACGAUGCAGAAACACAGCACGAGGAUAAUCUUGAGUGGACUGUGAAACAAGUUCAAGAGUUUUAUGAGGAAAAAUUGAAUCAGCUGCUCAGAACGAAACGAAGACGCAGCGAUUGUGCCGAUGAAAGCGAGCAAAAUAGCGAUUUUCUUAAUGUAACUCUUGAUUUGAGCGAAGAGAACACACAACUCAGGACUAAGAUUGAAACUAUGAAAACGAGACUGACGGAACUAAAAACAGCGAACGAAACCUUGAUUAUGGAAAAGAACAAGGCCAAUUUUGAGUUGGGAUUAUCAAACGAGGAUCUAAAGGUAGUGAAAAAUCUCUUGAAAGCCGCACAGGAAGACAUUAGCCGUGAUCAAGAUGGUAAAUUUUUCGCAGAGAAAAUGACGUCGCAAUUGCUCGCUAAAGAUGAACAAAUAAUGAAACUCAAAGAAUUUCUCAAUGAAGCGAAGGAAGACUACAUUACAGUGACGUCUGAUUUAAAGAAGAAGGAAAUUUGCAUUGAUGAACAGAAAAAGAUCAUAAUAGAAAAUGAAGAAAAAAUCGAAGAUGUGGAAUCACAUCUUGAGCAAGUUAAUAUGUGUCUAAUGGAAAAAACCAGGAUGGUGGAACUUAUAGAAGAGAAAUUUGAGCAGCAAAGUGAAAAAUUGUCCGACGCUCAGAGUAAAAUCCUGCAACUGCAAGAGGAAAUUAAAAGAUUGAAGGAUGACAAGUUAGUAUCACUCAACUGCUACGAGAAACCGUUUGUCGCGAGUACGGAAGAUUCUCAACGCACAAACAAAGUGACAAAUACAUUUGCAUUAGCAGAAACAUCGUGCACUGCAGUUGACAGCACGAAUGAAGAGCUUAUCGUGAAGGAAGAAUUAAUUAUUGAGGACGUAUUGGAAAGUCCGCAUACACAAGACAAAACGGGAAGCACGGCAGAGAGUGCGGAGACAUGUUCGAGGGAAAAUUUGGAAUUGUUUGCAAGCUUAUCAUCCAAUGAUCGACAAAAAGAUGAUGAUGGUUGCUACGAUAUUGAAUCUAAUUCGAAGCAAGGUUUUUGUUGCAAAAGUACCUACACUAACGUGUCGAUAGCAACGGCGGAAACCCAAACUCAAUGUGAGAAGGUGCUUUUGAAAGAUGAGACUGUUCAGACAAACGAGCUUUCUGACGAUGAUAAAUUACAACUAAAAGAAAUGGCCGUGCGAUAUGACAAAGUCCAAAUGCAAUACCAAGAGGAAUGUUUGAAAGUGGAACAGUUGAUUGAAGAAUUUCGCGAAGUAAAGGGGACAGUACAUUCAUUGAGGGAAGAAAAUCAGUCGAGUAAAGCUGCCAUAGACGAAUAUAAACGUUCCACAGAAAUAUUAGAGAAACAAUUGUCGCUCGUUACGGAAGAAAAGCGAAAGAUGGAAGAAGCUUUAUUGACUUCCAAUACGGCCUCGGAAGUCAAGCUUGCGAGAUACGAGCGUGAGAUUGAUCAGCUGGAAAAGAAUCUCGCGACUGCGAAGGAUAAUAUUCAACAGUAUAUGGAGCAAUUGGAGACAAUGCGUAAAAAAUUAGACGAAUGCACGUCGCAGUAUAAAGUGGAGAAAGAUGAAAAAUCAAUAGAAUCUGCUCGGGUAAAAGAGGAGAACGACGACACGACGAAUGAUAUAAAGGAGGAGAACGACACGACGAAUGAUAUAAAUGUAAAGCAAUUGGAUGAGCAUCUGAAAGAGAUAGAAACCAAUUUAGAAACUAUAGCGAAGUUAAAAGGGGAUAUUGUUCAACUGAACAAAAACUUGGAGGUCUGUCAAAUUGAGAGGGAUCGCAUGCAAAAUGCGCUGGAGCAAAAUAAACAAAAUACCCAGAGAUUGUUGGAACUUGAGAAUCAAUUAAAACAAACGGCCCUGAAGGAACAAGAAAAAGACACCGAGAUCGCGACUUUGCAGAAGGAAUUGAAGCGUUUGAUACAGGAAAGCGAAAAUUCCCAGAAAAAUGACGAUUGUAUGGAAACGGAAUUAAAGAGCGCUAUAAGUGAAUUGACGCUGACAAAAGAGACGCUUUCCGAAAAAGAGCAGUAUAUCAAAGAAUUGAAGAUACAUUUGGAUAAUUUUGAACGAAACGCGAAGAUAUAUGAUUUGCUGGAAGAGAAUGCGAAGGAGCGACAAGCUGAAAAUGAACGAUUGCGGAAUAUCAAUGAUGAAUUGAGGAGCCAUUUGACGCAAAAGGAGCGCGAGAUGGAUGCAUUUGUGAGGAACAGAGACGAGACGAUGAUGAAAUAUGAGGAAUUGGUGAAGAAUCAACAAGAGGAAUUGGAGAAACAGAAAAAGGAAGUUACAAGGUACCAGGAAUUAUUCUGUAGACAAAUGACAACCACGCCGAACAAAGACGAUUAUAUACAGUUGCAAAGUCGCGUGCAAAAUCUCCAAGACAGACUAUACAAGUAUGAGAUUGGCGCGAAAGUUAAAGAGUGUUGCGACACUGCGUCGGAGGAUGAAGUUUUGAUUCAACGUCAGCCCAAACGACGCGGCAAAAAGGCCGCUUCGUCGACCAAGCAAGGGGACAUACCGGUUAUCGAAUUAUCUGGAUCCGAGUCAAAACGCAGUGCGAAACGCACCGCUUUGCCCACUACAGCUGCGGAAUCAUCAACCGACAAGAGACGUACAACUCGUAAGAAGAAGCUAUUUGUUGCUACCGAUUCGUUCGUCGAUAUUCAACCUGUGGAAGAAGAAGCAGGAAAGGAUGUCAUUUCCUCGACGCCAUUGCCGACCCGUAAUUUGAGGAGUCGAAGGAAAUGAAGAGUCGCAUUGUCGAACAAGUUGUAAAUGUGUAUAUACAUGAAGAAACACUAUUUUCUGUGUAUCGAAAAACUUAGAGUAAAAAGAAAAUAUGCAUGAGUGAUAAACUAAUGCACGGUGCGUACAAUGUAGAUAUCGUGAAGCGAGUGCCGCAUUUCUUCUGUGACAAUCAGCGAAAGACAAUCUUGAAAAGGUAUCGCGAAGCAACAUCUGGUUAUAGCUUUGUUAAACUUUUUUUUUUAUUUCAUAUCUUCGUGUAUCCCGCAUUUUGUAAAUGUACAUGUAUGCUUACAUAUAUGUGUGUGUGUGUGUGUAUAUAUACACAAUAUCGAAAUAUUUUAUACUCCAAAAUGUCAUGCAUGUAUAAAUUAUACACACGUGUUUUAUUGACAUCUUAAAUGCAGCGAGAAGAUGCGAUAUAUCGACCGUAUCAUGUUCGCUAUAAAAAAAAUAUUGCUGUGUGUUAUUAUUGCCGCUUUUGUAUAAUUUUGAGAAUUUAUCGUAAAUGAACACUUAAAUUUGGACGUAAAUUUAUGCAAAUUUUUGAAAUUUAUCUUCUCGGCUGGUUUAAUAACCAUUUUCUCCACGAUGCCACUAGAUUAGGCAAGUAAGUUGAAAUGCAUACUGUAAAAUGAUAAUUUAUCGACGCAUCGAAUCGUGAAUGUGAAGUCCAUUCUAUGCUAUUUGCAAGUUGCAAAGUUGCAAGCAAAUUGACCAAUCACAGUUGAUUAUUCUUCGAUCACAAGGAGAACAAUCAACCGUGAUUGAUCAAUUUAUUCGCGAUCGUGCAACUUGAAACUAAUGCAAAAUGGGCUUAAUAAAGUGUGCAGAUGGCGCAUUGAUAUGUUGUCUUUUUAUUGCAAACGUAUGCUCGCUUGACGAUAGCGAUGUAUAGCGUUGCAACGAUAACACAUAUUAUCAGAUAAAAUGGAAAUC